AUGCAGGACCGGGUGCAAACGGAUAAUCGUCCCUGGGACUCUAGGAGACUGGCCGGGAAGAACCAGAAUUCUGACCUCGUGAAACACCAGAGGACUCACACAGGAGAGAAACACUUUGAAUGUCCUGAUUGUGGAAAAAGUUUCAAUUACAAUUCUCAACUGGUAAGACAUCAGAUAACUCACACAGGCGAGAAACCCUUUGAAUGUCAUCUUUGUGGGAAAAGUUUCAGGCAGAAUUCUCACCUAGUGAGCCAUCAGAGGACUCACACAAGAGAAAAACACUUUGAAUGUCCUCUUUGUGGGAAAAGUUUCAGUCAGAAUUCUCAUCUGGCAGAACACCAGAGGACUCACACAGGAGAGAAACCCUUUGAAUGUCCUGUAUGUGGGAAAGGUUUCAGCCAGAAUUCCAACCUGGUAACACAUCAGAGGAUUCACACUGGAGAAAAACCCUUUGAAUGUCCUCUUUGUGGGAAAAGUUUCAGACAGAAUUAUGACUUGGUGAUACACCAGAGGACUCACACAGGAGAGAAACCUUUUGAAUGUCCUGUAUGUGGGAAAGGUUUCAGCCAGAAUUCCAACCUGGUAACACAUCUGAGGACUCACCCAGGAAAAAAGCCCUAUGAAUGUACUGACUGUGGGAAAGGUUUCAGGCAGAAUUCCAGUCUGCUGAAUCAUCAGAGGACUCACACAGGAGAGAAACCUUUUGAAUGUCCCCUUUGUGGGAAAAAUUUCAGGCAGAAUUCUCGCCUAGUGAGCCAUCAGAGGACUCACACAAGAGAAAAACCCUUUGAAUGUCCUCUUUGUGGGAAAAGUUUCAGUCAGAAUUCUUAUCUGGUGGAACACCAGAGGACUCACACAGGAGAGAAGCCCUUUGAAUGUUGUGUUUGCGGGAAACGUUUCAGUCAGAAUUCCAACCUUAUGAAACACCAGAGGACUCACACAGGAGAGAAACCCUUUGAAUGUCCUGUUUGUGGGAAAAGUUUCAGUCAGAAUUCCAGCCUGGUGAAACACCAGAGGACUCACACAGGAGAGAAACCCUUUGAAUGUACUGUUUGUGGAAAAAGUUUCAGUCAGAAUUCCAACCUGAUGAAACACCAGAGGACUCACACAGGAGAGAAACCCUUUGAAUGUACUGUUUGCGGAAAAAGUUUCAGUCAGAAUUGCAGCCUGGUGAAACACCAGAGGACU
Molecule: messenger RNA, 1188 nt
Organism: Pseudonaja textilis
Lineage: Eukaryota; Metazoa; Chordata; Lepidosauria; Squamata; Elapidae
Source: RefSeq, a predicted model, not a curated record